Molecule: messenger RNA, 1342 nt
Organism: Calliphora vicina (urban bluebottle blowfly)
Lineage: Eukaryota; Metazoa; Arthropoda; Insecta; Diptera; Calliphoridae
Gene: Cpr47Ee
Product: Cuticular protein 47Ee
Exons: 4
Coding region: 1-1140 (379 amino acids)
Cellular component (GO): chitin-based extracellular matrix
Molecular function (GO): structural constituent of chitin-based larval cuticle
Source: RefSeq, a predicted model, not a curated record
AUGCCCACUUCCGGAUAUCAAAUAAAUGUCUUAAGAAUAUUGGUAACGGUAUUUACGAUUAUAUCGGAAAUGCUUAUAGCCGGCUUUUUACUGACAUUCACACUGUUGCUGAAAACAUGUCACUGUCAACAAAACACACUCUUCAAUCAAUCACCAUUCCAACGACAAUCACCUUUUCAACGACAACAACUGCGCCAACGUCAACAAUUACAGCAGCAACAGCCGCAACAACUCUUUCCCAAUACACUCAACACUCUAAAUCCACUCAAUACACUGCAGCCCAUCUCACCGAUAUUACCACAAAACAUUUACAAUCGCAACUAUAAUCAGGUGAAUCCUCAGAAUUUUGUACCAAUUACCGCAUAUCAGAAUGAAUUGAACUAUGAUGGCAGUUUCUCGUAUGGCUACUCAGCUGGUGAUGGUACUACAGCUCAGGCCCAGGGUUAUGUAAAGAACUUGGGUUUAGGAGAAGCAGUGGAGGCUCAAGUUGUGCAAGGUUCAUAUUCCUACACCUCACCGGAAGGUACACCUAUAACUGUACGUUAUAUAGCUGAUGAAAAUGGCUUUCGUGCCGAAGGCGCUCACAUACCGACCCCACCACCUACACCAGAUGCAAUUGCCAAAUCUCUUCAGUACACCGCCAGCUUACAGAAUCCAUAUCAACAGGACUAUAGUCCAAAUAUAAAUCCAUAUCAAACCCCUUUUCGACAGUAUCCCAAUAAUAUAAGACCUGGUCAAGGCCAACUGACGCCCCUGCAACUACAGCAGCAACAACGUUUCUUACAGCAGCAACAGAAUACCGGCCAAUAUACUCCCGAUAAUCAAUUUGGCUUUUCGCCACCUUCGCCCUUCUCCUCAGGCACACCAUUUGCCCAGGGAAGCCCUAAUCAAUUUGGAAGUAAUUUGCAAAGCCAGGGGAACUUCCUGCCGCAACAGCAAAAUCUCACACAGCAACAGCAACAAAAUCGCCAGCAGCAAUUGAAUAAUCAGCAGCAUCAACAAAACGACCAGCACCAACAGCAAUUGGCUACACAAGAACUUCGUUCAAGACCCAAUCAAUUGGUGAAUACUUUUGGCUACAAUCCCUAUCGUCGCUACAAGAAGUCAACGGCAAAAUCUGUAAAGGAAGAAGAACACUGAUGAAGCACGAUAAUUGUCACCUUACUGUUCAUAUUUUAUAUAUAAGAUUUUUGAAAACUAGAAAAUUGUUUAACUGAACAACUUCUUAAGAAAAAAACAUAUUAUAAAUAUUUUAAUUUUACGGUAUUUGUUACAUGAAAUGUAAAAAAAAUGAAUUAUUAAUUGAAUGCAUGAAAUACAUGUACUGAAAAUCCAAAACAAA